CAGAUUGCUGCCCAUUUGUCCAUGAGCAAGUGCUUUAAGAGACUAUUCUGCUGCAGAAAAUGCUGAUUUCUGUGGUUCUAAUUACAUUAGGCAUCUUGGUUGUAUUGUGUGAAGGAUCUAUACUGACGGUGGUUGAACUAGUUGGGGAUAUGGUUACUUUACCCUGUGAAUAUGAUGUCAGUACUUAUGGUAUAUCAAAUGUUUGUUGGGGAAGAGAUCAAACCUGGUUCAACUGUGAACAUACACUCAUCGCUACUGAUGGGCUGACGGUCAACUACAGACAGUCAAAGAGAUACAGUUUACCUAAUAAACUCCAGCAUGGAGAUGUUUCACUUACCAUCAAGAAUGCACAAAAUGCAGACACGGGAUUUUAUGUAUGUCGUAUUGAGAUACCAGGACUAUUCAAUGACCUUAGCUACAGUUUUUACCUCAUCAUUACAAAUGGAUUCGACGCAAUCAACAUCACAAAUUUUCUCCCGACUUCUGCAGAAAAACACACACAAGAAAUCACUGUCAACUCAGGAUACAGUUCAGCUGUACAGAAGGCAGACUCUGAGGGUAGAGUGGAAACAUUUAUCUUGACUGUAGUGAGAGUGGGAGCCAUUAUAUUCAUCCCUGGUUUAAUCUUUGCACUUAUAUGGAAGCUGCGACGCUUCAGAAAACGUGAAGAUAGCAGUGAAAUGGAAAAUACCCCCGACACGACCACAGCAGAAGCAUCCCCCAUCCACACACGCCUGUAGCACAAGUGUGUACUCAUUAAAUAUGAUGUGCUUCAGUGAAAUAUCACACCAUUAUGACGUACAUGAAAUAUAUUUCAUUCCGAAAAGCUAAUCAUCUAGACCUGCCUGUUUCUUCUUUCAUUCUAAUGUGAGGGACUUUAACAUGUCACCAGUUUAAAUAACAUUUAACAUUAAUCUAUACUUUACACAUAUUCAGUUUCUAAUGAAACCAUUCCUUCAGUUUAGUUUUGCUAUGACUUCAUAUGUAGAAGAACCUCUGUCUGUAAUAUGCACUAGAUCUUUUUUAUUAUUAUUUUGACACAUUUCUGUUGGUUGGAUGGUAUAUUACAGUCUUGUGCUAGGUUUCAGCAAACAGCUUUAUCAACCGGGUUCUUAAUAGUCUUUCACUUCUCUCCCAUGUGCUCUUAAAUUGUACCCUCAAGGUUUAUGUAUUUCGAUUCCCACCUGC
Tachysurus vachellii is the source of this 1188-nucleotide messenger RNA. It is a transcript of the gene havcr2, whose product is annotated as hepatitis A virus cellular receptor 2. The coding region runs from base 60 to 740 and encodes 226 amino acids. The transcript has 6 exons. NCBI's taxonomy places the organism in Eukaryota, Metazoa, Chordata, Actinopteri, Siluriformes, Bagridae. The record is from RefSeq and is a predicted model, not a curated record.